UAUAAAUCUAUCAACUUGGGCAAGGUUUUAUAAAGGUUUUAUCCAAAUUUACAAAAUGAGUUGCACUGAUCAAGACAUCUUAAGCCAACAAUUCCAAGAUGCCAAUGAGGUCAUACAGCAAUAUUCAGAUAGUAGUCAACACUACCAACCAGAAUAUUAUAACUAUGAGAAUUUCAGCAACCACCAGAUGCAUUUUAGACCCAACCCAAACUAUUGUUCUGUUCCUGAAGCAUCAAUAAUCAACUGGAAUGAGGUGUCAAAUUGGGUCCACACUAUUCCAGCUGGACCAGUGCCACACAACUUUGCCAGCAGCCCGGAAAAUCAGCUUGUCUAUUCUGCCUUCCCUCCACCAAGAAGUGGGAAAGGGAGAAAAAAACUGCGGCUUUAUGAGUAUCUCCAUGAAGCUCUGUACGAUACAAACAUGUCCGACUCGAUCCAGUGGGUGGACAAAGGCAACGGCACCUUUCAGUUUGUGUCCAAAUACAAGGAGAAGCUGGCUGAGCUCUGGGGCAAAAGAAAAGGCAACCGUAAAACCAUGACCUACCAGAAAAUGGCCCGGGCUCUGAGAAACUACAGCAGGACCGGAGAGAUCAUUAAAAUCAGACGGAAGCUGACCUACCAGUUCAACCCAGUGGUGUUGCAGAGACUUAAUCCGGCUUAUGCACUGGGAAGGGAGACUGUGUACUACCAGUACAUCCCAACAGAGCAGGGCUACUGCAAUGUAGAUAACUGGCAAAACACUUACGGUAAUUACACCUGCGAAACAGAGUAUGAUUUGAACUAUUCAGUUAUCCAAAGCCAAGUUCCAAGUGACUGUAUUUAGCUCAGCCAUCACAAUGUAAAACAUCAAAUAACCAGGUGGGCACCAUACAAAAAAAUGAGACUGUUUUGUUCAGUUCAGUUUUGACCACCAGAUCUUUGAACAGGACCAGUAAAGAAACACUCUCAUGAUCCUAACCUGAGAUAUAUGAUUUAAUGAAGAAAGUUCUCUUUUCUUAUGAAUUAAGGAAGUCACUGAAUGAAUGGAUGAACUUCAGUGACCCAUUCAUGAAGUGAAAUGUUGUAAAAAGCUGAAUUUGCAAAAAUAAAACCAUUGGUUUCCAUGGUCUAUAAAUUUUUAACUACUUUUGUAAGACAGUUUCAAUAUUAGGCACAUAAUUGCCAUUUUAAUUGUGAAUUUUACAAUAAAGUAUUUAGAAAUGUUUUGCACUGUAUGUAUGU
Molecule: messenger RNA, 1221 nt
Organism: Polyodon spathula (Mississippi paddlefish)
Lineage: Eukaryota; Metazoa; Chordata; Actinopteri; Acipenseriformes; Polyodontidae
Product: transcription factor Spi-C-like
Exons: 6
Coding region: 56-823 (255 amino acids)
Biological process (GO): regulation of transcription by RNA polymerase II; cell differentiation
Cellular component (GO): nucleus
Molecular function (GO): sequence-specific DNA binding; DNA-binding transcription factor activity, RNA polymerase II-specific
Source: RefSeq, a predicted model, not a curated record